This is a messenger RNA of Phymastichus coffea, 3457 nucleotides long. RefSeq lists its product as uncharacterized. Lineage: Eukaryota; Metazoa; Arthropoda; Insecta; Hymenoptera; Eulophidae. The record is from RefSeq and is a predicted model, not a curated record. The transcript is spliced from 3 exons. The coding region runs from base 2425 to 3345 and encodes 306 amino acids.
UAACGAUAUUUCCAAGGAAAAUGUAGAAGACAAAACAAUGUCUAUGGUUCGUCAGGAUUUACAGGUUGAUGAUUAUGUUGAGAUUAACCCAGUUAUUGAAUGUCAUACACAGAACUCUGAAAAUUCAUCUUGUGGUAAGAAUCCUGCUAUCCUAGCUGUUUUAUAUUUGUUAUUUAUUUGUCGAUUUAUCUCUCUCUCUCUCUCUCUCUCUCUCUCCUUACUAUCACACAUUUACUAUUUAACACGAGGUUGCUUUACUUAUGUAUAUUGCAAUGAUUGCAAUGAUAAUAGUAAAGGAACGCUGAUGGGUCACAGGCAAAGUUAGUUCUCUUGUAAUAUCUUCUGAUUAAAACAUCAUCAGGAUACUAUGGAAAUUGUUUUUUAUUUUAGAUAUAUUUCGAACAUAUAAAAAAAGUAAAAUACACAAUUUUCUGAUCGCUAUAUACUUUAUCGGUACAUAAUCAUAUUCACGUCUUUUUUAUGCCUAAAAAUGAAGAAUUCUUCUUUUCAUUCCCAAGUCGAUAGAAAGCUUGCCAAACUUUGUUCGACCUAUUAUAGUAGCAAAUUUUUAUGCUUCAGCUAAGACCGUUUGUGCAUAAAUUGCCGCGUAUUUUACUAUGAAUCUGCUAUUUGGCGUGUAAUUGAAAUUAUUUUGAUAAGCAUUUUUACAGUCUGUAUCGAAUGUAGUUUCAUGAUUUUGGUUUUCAAUCUUGUGUCUGUGUCUGUGUCUAUCAGUAUCGUGUCUGCCAUUUCGACAGACUAUGUGUGUGUUAAGUUUUCUAUCUUCUUGUUAUUAGAAAGAUUGUCAAAUCUGUUUUGACGUCUACUUCAAACUUUUUGAUGAAGGAUUCAAUACUCGAGUUUUUCAGUUUUUACGUUGUCACGAUGUAGAAGCGUCUGUUUGAGGUUCACAUGAGAGUUUUCCAGUCUUCUUUACGGAGAUUUUCGAUUUAAGUAAGACGCUCGGCUUGCUUAGUUUGAUAAAUGACUUCUCGAAUUAUCUAUCGACUAAGGUGCUGAGUAAAAGCUUGGAUAAUUGAAGUCGAAGUUGAACUUGGCGCUGUUUUAAAGGAUUCCGUAUUUUCCUCGACUUCGAUAAUUUGAUGCUGUCGGUUUCGUUCUUGACACUUCUCAGAAACAUUAAUUUUGAUGCACUGUUGUCGGAGUUGUUUUAUCACUAACAAAUUUACGUACUGUUGUAAAGCGAAAACUUAAACAAAGCGAAUAAUGAUUCGAAUUCAAUUUGGCAAAGUGGAACUGUGAACAGAAAACAUGUCUCCUUACUAGAAUUACGUUCUAUCAAUUUUUGAAAAUAUAUGAUCGGAACUUGUUUUUACGCUCUCUAAAAAUAUAAUUUCUAAAAAUAAUCUAAAAAGAUAAUAUCUUAAACAAACUUGUAUCGGUAAGAUUUUCCAAGAGGUUCAUUAAUCUGUUUUGAAAUUGCAAUUUAUAAAAGAUGAAACAAUUAUUUUAUAUGGAAACGCUAUGACUUCGUACCAUACCAAUGACCAAGAUUGGUCUAUGAUUAGUACUUCACUGAGACAGUUGGGUGACUUUUUAAAGUCACCCAACUGUCUCUCCAACUGACUUCUCGACUGCUCGAGAAGCUAAUCCGAAAAUUGAGACGUUCGCUGAUAUUUUAUCUGCAAGAAACAAUAUUGAUAUAAUCGAACAAUCUCUGCUAAAAAUAGUUGAUCAUAAUCCAUUGACAGAAAAGAUAGCCAAAGGAAACAAACUACAAAAAUUAACAAUUUUGAUUAAAAAAGUAAUAGGAUUUUACGAGCGUUAUUGCCUUCGCAACCAUUUGGACCAUGCCAACGAAGUUACUGUAAUCAAGAAACUUUUUGAAGACUCUGCAAAAAAUUUGAACAAAAAAGCUCGAGACUGCUUAAUUGAGCAAGAGAAAGAGAAACUACCACAAAAACUUCCAAAACCUGAAGUAAUUCAGCAAUUAUAUUGCUAUACAGAAAAAAAAGAGCUACUGCCGAAAAAACAUUGAUUAAUUUUCUUCAUGAGGGAAUAGGACAUUUCUCUAGAAAUGAUUGGAUAGUUCUAAAUGAAUCGACUUUACUUUUAUUGCAAAUUUUUAAUCGGAAACGACAGGGGGAAUUGUCGCGAUUGCUCUGGACGGAUCUUAAUGAAAAAUGUAUUUAUAAAAUUGAUAAACAUUCUAAAGGAGACGAGUACAAAAGACUUUCUGAAAAAGAUAAAAAUAUUGCUAGUAACUAUUGCCGAGUAUCUAUUAAAAACAAACUACAAAAAAAACGAGUAGGUUUACUCAUUCAUAAGAGAUUGCUAUGUAGCAUAUACCUCAUUGGUGAGCUCAGAAAGCAUGCUGGCAUCCCAGAGAACAACAAAUACGUUUUUGCAAAGCCUAACAACAAGCUUGCCGACAGAGAUACGUAUUUUGAAGCAUACAUUGUUAUGAGGCAGUAUGCAGUUCAGUGUGGUGCCCAGAACCCUGAACUUCUUCGUGGAACUUUGCUCCGUAAACAAAUUGCAACAAUGCUUUAUGGGAUGGAUGCGGGAAUCGGCAUUAGCAAGGAAUUGGCAAGAUUUCUCUGCCACCAUUAUGAUAUUCAUGAGCAAUACUAUAGGCUUGAAAUCCCUUUCAAAGAGAUAGUACAACUAACACCCAUAUUUGUAGAUGGGCAAGGUGGCGAGGAUACGUCAUGUUUACCAUGUUUAGCAAACGAUGAUCCAGAAAUCGAUAAUGUAGUGGACGAAUCAGAGAACAGAGCUUAUCUUAAUAAUAGUGAUGACUCUAAUGAUGAAGGUGCAAAAGAGUUGAUGAACGAUGAAGAUGAUUUUAAUAAUGUUUCCAUUGAAUCCAUUGAACAGAUUGAUGUAAGUAAGUUGGACAUUCCAAUCAAUGAAAUAAACUUAAGACCUAAAAUUAAAAGAUCAUCAAAAAGAAAGUCAUCGAGUAGUGAAGAUGAUAUACCGUUGAAAAAACGAUCGAAAAAAGAUUCUUCACCAGAAUACAUACCUGAAGCAGAAUAUGAAACCGAAUCAAAUUAUGAUUUUGAUGAAGAAGAUACUGUUGAUGAUUAUUUUGAAGAUAGAAAGAAGGAAAAAUUACAAAAUAUAAAAACAAAGAAGCUUUUUGGGCUUACAUCUACAGUUGUAAAGAAAGCGAACCAUGAAGGCAGGCGAGUAGUUCCAUGGACCGAUGAAGAAAAGCAAGCCAUAAAAGAAUUUAUAAAAACCAAUGGUAAACCAAACAGAGUAACAACAAAUUUUAUUCAGCAAAUCAAAGAUGCUAAUAAACAGAUUUUAGCACAUCGCAGCAUCGCAGUUUUAAGAGCACAUCUUCACAAUUUUGGCUACGUCGAAAAAAGCUAGAGUAUACAAAUCACAUAGUUGUUUCAAUAAUCAAUAAAAAACUAGUUAAUAAGUAUAAAUGUAGUAACGUAAACUGAGUUUACUUUAAUGAGCUAUAUUAUAUAUCGUUGAA